ACCUUCACACAUUCAAAUCCAACGUCAGCUUCUGUUAUAGUUCUCUAGCUAUCUCCAGAAAAAGUUGCAGAAUUUUAUGUUAACACUCAAAAUGGCUACUACUACUACUCUACUACCUAAGUCCAUUUCUCCUAAUUUUCACACUAAUCCACCAUAUUUUUUUCCUAUACCCCAUGCCACAAAUGUACCUUUCUUGAACAACAAUUCAUUGUACACCACAUUUUCUGCCAGAAAAUCAGGGAGUUUUUGCCUCAAUGCCAAGAAAAAGAAUCCAUGGUUGGACCCUUUUGACUAUGGUGAUGAUCCUGAAAUGGAAUAUGGUUCACUUUUCUCUGAUGGUAAACAGGAUGAGGACCCAAGGCCACCUGAUAAUCCAGACAGUCCAUAUGGAUUCCUUAAAUUUCCAAUGGGAUAUUCUGUUGAAAUUGCUUCCUUGGGUUUGAAAAUUAGAGGUGAUGUUAGGAGAUGUUGCUGUGUUCUUGAUGGUGGGGUUUACGAGAAUUUGCUGUUUUUUCCAGCAAUUCAGAUGAUUAAGGACAGGUACCCUGGUGUUCAAGUGGAUAUUGUUGCAUCACCUAGGGGUAAACAGACAUUUGAGAUGAAUAAAAAUGUGAGGUGGGCUAAUGCUUAUGAUCUUGAUGAUGAUUUCCCUGAACCUGCUGAGUAUACAGAUAUGGUUGGAAUUCUUAAGAGUAGGUAUUAUGAUAUGAUCUUGUCAACCAAACUGGCCGGGAUUGGACAUGCAGUGUUUUUGUUUAUGUCAACUGCCCGAGACAGAGUUAGCUACAUUUAUCCAAAUGUGAAUUCUGCAGGAGCAGGAUUGUUUCUGUCAGAGACUUUUACGCCAGAAAGCCUGAAUCUCUCCGAGGGUGGAUACCAUAUGUACCGCCAGAUGGUUGAUUGGUUGGGCAGACCAGCUCGUAAAGUACCACGACAACCUUUACCCCCACUUAAAGUUUCAAUCUCAAGAAAGCUUAGGGAGGUUGUAGAGGCAAAAUAUAAGAAUGCUGGUGUACAGAAAGGAAAAUAUAUUGUAAUUCACGGGAUUAAAUCAGAUUCAAAAGCUUCUAUGCAGUCAAAGGGUGAUACUGAUAGUUUGCUUCCAAUUGAGAUAUGGGCUGAGAUAGCAGCAGAGAUCAGGGGAGUCAAGCUAGUAUUUGUCAUUCCACAUGAAAAAGAAAGAGAAAACGUGGAAGAUGCAGUUGGUUAUGAUGCUAGUAUUUUGUUCAUAACCACCCCUGGACAGCUUGCUGCUCUUGUUGAUGAUUCUGUUGGAGUGAUAGCUACGAAUACAGCUGCUAUACAACUUGCUCACGCACGUGGAAAGCCAAGCGUUGGGCUAUUCUGUUCUGAGGAUAAGGCCAGAAGUUUUGUUCCUAACGCAGAAGAAAACAAGUGUGCAGCUAUUUCAUCAAAGACCGGAAAAUUGGUUGAUAUUGACGUUGAAGCUGUGAAGAGAGCUGUCCAAAUUUUUACCAUGCCCCUAGCGAUCUUUUAAUUAAAUAUUACAUCUUCCCCUUCUCUUCCAUUUCCAUACAUAGUAACUACUCUUUCAUUCAAUUGGUAAUUAAUAGAAGCUGAAAGAUAAUUAUGUUCUUA
This is a messenger RNA of Capsicum annuum, 1599 nucleotides long. Its product is annotated as photosynthetic NDH subunit of subcomplex B 1, chloroplastic. The transcript has 6 exons. The record is from RefSeq and is a predicted model, not a curated record. Gene Ontology annotation, biological process: photosynthetic electron transport in photosystem I. Gene Ontology annotation, cellular component: NAD(P)H dehydrogenase complex (plastoquinone); chloroplast. Lineage: Eukaryota; Viridiplantae; Streptophyta; Magnoliopsida; Solanales; Solanaceae. Bases 77 to 1498 code for a protein of 473 amino acids.